AUGCUGUUCACGGCGAACUCUUUGGUGCGGUCCGUCGCUGGACAGCUCUCAGUGGAACUGAAGAAGAUGUAUAAAAAUGGCACCCACCUUUUGUAUGAUCAGGUCAAGACCUUGAAGGACAAGGGACGACUAGAGGCCCACAUCGAUAUCCGGAUUCUGGAAAACAUCUCGGCCGCGGAAAACUACCUUACCCUCAACGAGCUCAUACCGAACAGCUGGCGACUCGCUCCCACCACCCCCUUGCAGCAACCGUUUGUGACAUUUUCGGAGCGAGAGCUGGCCCUCUCGGACGAUGACAAUACCGCCCUCGCAUCUAGCAAGGCCGUUCAUCGCGGGGCCAUCAAACUGCUCUCUUUGGAUCAGAUUCGGGAUCAUUUACAGUUGGUUGAAGAGACAAAGCCAAAGGACUAUCACCGUGGCGGCUACAUCCCUCAAGGAUCGAUACGAACGGACGGUUUCCUGGUCCAGGCUAUGACCCUCAAGUUGCGUGAACGACAAGACGCUCUAUUCAAAAGACUGGCCGAGGAGGAUAUGCCCUCAAGAAUCACUACAGCCGUUGCAGGGGUUAACGGUUUCCUUCAAGAAAUUCGGAAUGUGAUCAAGAGCGAGCAGGACAUCAAAGAGCUUUGGCCUGGAAAGGACGUGGACAGGAUGAAGAUUUUAACCUUGGAUGGGGGCCAGGCGUGUGUGGUUGGAGUGUUCGCACAUAUACCCAAUGACUUGGAUGGCAAGAAGGCUGAGGAGAGGUCCAGCAUGGACGGAAUCAUCACCACCAACCAGGAAUCGACCAGCCUCGCCAGCCAAGGGUCAGCGUCCGUGGAUCCAGUGCCCGCAUCAGCCUCCACCUUCACCUCCGCGCAACCUCAUGUAACGGAUUCGCCCCUGACCCUAUCGAGACCUGCCUACUAUAACUUGGCAACUUGGCGGGAGACGACCAUCGGAAUGGAUGUGCCGUCCAUGGUGGAAGUGUAUCUGACCGACAGCCGCGUCGAAUUCAAGAACAAGGACAAGCUAAACUUUGCCUCGUCGAUCCGAGUUUUUGUCGAGAAGGUCAAGGCACGUUUUGCAGAGGCCUGGUCGAUCCACAGCCAGAGAAAGAGCGAGCUGGAAAUGACCAGUCGAGCGAGCCAAACAAGUUCUUCGUCGAACAGGUCUACCCAGAGACAAAAAUCAUCACAGCACUUCAACAGAUACCGGACUAUCGACCGACCUCCACCCGUGGACCACAAGGAUACCAUGGAUACCAUAAAACAAGAGCGCCCAACAACCCUCGUACAUCGGUGUCGGUAUUCGGUCAAACCCCGGACAAGGAAAAAUCAAGCACGAGCCUCCACCCGUGCAGACGGAGUUGGAAGUAGCAAAAGCAUCUCAUCCAACACCGAUGCCAAGCCCAAGUCAAGUCAACCUCGGCAGUCCAGGAAGCGCAAGGCGAUCGAUGACACUCAGGCCCCGACCCGGUUGUCGAAGCGCAAGGCUGUGGAGGAAGCGAAACUAUUGAUGUUGCACCCACUCUACAUAGUGAAGAUUGUGGGGCAGUAG
Messenger RNA from Linnemannia hyalina, 1539 nucleotides. The record is from the annotation of a GenBank genome assembly. Lineage: Eukaryota; Fungi; Mortierellomycota; Mortierellomycetes; Mortierellales; Mortierellaceae.